AGGAAGGAAUGCGCAACGUGUCGGAGGUGGCAGAACCUAACAGCUCUCUAGCGAGGGCACGAGAACGGUCCCUUCUGGAAGAGCCCCAUUUCCCCUGAUGCUUCCAGCCCAGGAUACCGAGACAAUCAUGGCUUGCUAAGGGAGAUGGAACUUGGCAUUAUCCGGAUGGAAAUAGUAAAGCCAAUUGAGCUUCUCUCUGUUCGCUAGCUCUACACCUUGAAACCGAAAAAAAAACCCACCCCCUUCUGCGGCUUGUGUCUUUUCCCUGACGAAGUCCUCCUGGAGGUUGGACGGGAUCUUCUUCCCUCUUGUGUCUAGUUUUGUGCUCUCCACGUGGUGGCGCUCCUGGAGCGCUACAGUGAUGGCGUCAGCUCUGGAAGGCACAGGCAAGGAGGGGAAGAAGGAAUCCUCAAAGAAGUGUUCGGUGGCUGGUUCUCCAGUGGAGGGCCUCCUGCAGCCCGUGAAGCUCAGCCGGGCAGAACUGUACAAGGAGCCUACCAAUGAGGAGCUAAAUCGCCUUCGGGAGACUGAGAGUCUGUUCCAUUCCAGCUUGCUUCGUUUACAGGUAGAGGAGCUACUGAAGGAAGUGAGGCUGUCAGAGAAGAAGAAAGAGCGGAUUGAUGCUUUCCUAUGGAAGGUCAACCAGCGGAUCAUGAGGGUGCCCUCAACCCCUGAGACAGAGCUGACCAACCAGGCAUGGCUCCAGGAUGGGGUUCGAGUCCCCCUCCACCAAGUGCCCUAUACUGUGAAGGGCUGUUUCCGCUUCUUACCCCCAGCCCAGGUCACUGUUGUGGGCAGUUACCUUCUGGGCACCUGCAUCCGGCCGGACAUCAAUGUGGAUGUGGCAUUGACCAUGCCCAGGGAGAUCCUACAGGACAAGGAUGGGCUGAACCAGCGCUACUUCCGCAAGCGUGCCCUCUACCUGGCCCACUUGGCUCACCACCUGUCCCAAGACCCACUCUUUGGCAGUGUUCGCUUUUCCUACACCAAUGGCUGCCACCUGAAACCCUCGCUGCUGCUGCGGCCGCAUGGGAAGGAUGAGCGUCUGGUCACUGUCCGUCUGCAUCCAUGCCCUCCACCUGACUUCUUCCGCCCGUGCCGCCUGCUGCCGUCCAAGAACAAUGUGCGCACUGCCUGGUACCGAGGGCAGAGUCCUUCAGGGGAUGGUAGCCCAGAGCCCCCCACCCCCCGCUAUAACACAUGGGUCCUGCAGGACACAACCCUUGAGUCCCAUGCGCAGCUGCUGUCAAGCGUGCUGGGCUCAGCCUCUGGGCUGAAGGAUGGUGUGGCACUUUUGAAGGUCUGGCUGCGGCAGCGGGAACUGGACAAGGGCCUGGGAGGAUUCAGUGGGUUCCUUGUCUCCAUGCUGGUUGCCUUCCUUGUGUCUACACACAAGAUCCAUACCGCCAUGAGUGGCUACCAGGUCCUGAGGAGCACCUUGCAGUUUCUGGCCAGUACAGAUCUGACGGUCAACGGGAUCAGUUUAUGCUUCAGCUCAGAUCCCUCCCUGCCGGCCCUGGCUGACUUCCACCAGGCCUUCCCUGUUGUCUUCCUGGACUCCUCAGGCCGUCUCAACCUCUGUGCUGAUGUCACUGCCUCCACUUGCCACCAGGUGCAGCAUGAGGCACGGCUGUCUAUGGUGUUGCUGGACAGCAAAGCUGACGAUGGGUUCCAGCUGCUGUUGAUGACUCCCAAACCCAUGAUUCGGGCUUUUGACCACAUACUGCAUCUCCGUCCACUGAGUCGCCUGCAGGCAGCGUGUCACCGACUAAAGCUGUGGCCAGAGCUGCAGGAUCAUGGUGGGGACUAUGUCUCAGCUGCUUUGGGCCCACUAACCACCCUUCUGGAGCAGGGCCUGGGGUCCCGGCUGCACCUGCUGGCCCACUCUCGGCCCCCAGUCUCAGAGUGGGACAUCAGCCAGGAUCCACCGAAGCACAGAGACUCUGGGGUCCUGACCCUGGGAUUGCUCCUCCGGCCUGAGGGGCUGACCAGUGUUCUCGAGCUGGGUCCAGAGGCUGACCAGCCUGAGGCUGCUGACUUCCGCCAGUUCUGGGGAUCUCGCUCUGAGCUUCGGCGUUUCCAGGAUGGAGCCAUUCGGGAAGCUGUGGUCUGGGAGGCAGCCUCUAUGGCCCAGAAGCGCCUUAUUCCCCACCAGGUGGUCACUCAUCUCUUAACGCUCCAUGCUGACAUCCCAGAUACCUGUAUCCACUAUACGGGCGGCCUCCUGGAUGCACUGAUUCAAGGCCUGAAAGAGACCUCCAGCACAGGUGAGGAGGCCCUAGCAGCUGCGGUGCGUUGCUACGAUGACCUCAGCCGCUUGCUGUGGGGACUGGAAGGCCUGCCGCUGACCGUGUCUGCCGUGCAGGGAGCUCACCCAGUGCUGCGCUACACUGAGGUGUUCCCACCAACUGCAGUCCGGCCAGCCUCCUCCUUCUAUGAACAGCUGCAAGAGCGGGCCUCGCUGUUGCCCCGGCCUGACAAGCCCUGUCCAGCCUACGUGGAGCCCAUGACUGUGGUAUGUCACCUGGAGGGCAGUGGGCAGUGGCCACAGGAUGCUGAGGCCAUACGGAGGGUCCGGGCUGCCUUCCAGCUGCGCCUGGCAGAGCUGCUGACGCAGCAGCAUGGGCUGCAGUGCCGCGCCACGGCCACGCACACCGAUGUCCUCAAGGAUGGGUUUGUGUUCCGGAUUUGUGUGGCCUAUCAACGGGAGCCCCAGAUCCUGAGGGAGAUGCGGAGCCCCGAGGGGAUCAUCUCCUUGAGGGACACUCCCGCCUCCCUCUGCCUUGAGAGGGACACUAGGCAGUUGCCCCUGCUCACCAGCACCUUGCAUGGACUCCAGCAACAGCACCCAGCCUUCUCGGGUGUGGCUCGGCUGGCCAAGCGGUGGGUGCGCGCCCAGCUCCUAGGUGAGGAGCUCACCGAUGAGAGCCUGGACCUGGUGGCCGCUGCCCUUUUCCUGCACCCUGAGCCCUUCACCCCUCCCAGCUCCCCCCAGGUGGGCUUCCUUCGGUUCCUUUUCCUGAUAUCAACCUUUGAUUGGAAGAACAACCCCCUAAUUGUCAACCUCAAUGAUGAGCUCACUGCGGAGGAGCAGGUGGAGAUCCGCAGCGUCUUCCUGGCAACCCGGACCAAACUCCCCGUCAUGGUCAUCAUUACCCCCCAGGAUCGCAAAACCUCUGUAUGGACACAGGAUGGACCCUCGCCCCAGAUCCUACACCAGCUCAUGGUCCUGGCAGCUGAAGCCUUGCCCAUCCUAGAGAAGCAGCUAAUGGAUCCCCGGGGUCCUGGGGACAUCAGGACAGUGUUCCGGCCACCGUUGGACAUGUACGACGUGCUGAUCCACCUGUCUCCCCGCCACAUCCCCCGGCACCGCCAGGCUGUGGACUCGCCAGCUGCCUCCUUCUGCCGGGGCCUGCUUAGUGAGCCGGGGCCCUCCUCCCUGAUGCCCGUGCUGGGCUACGAUCCUCCUCAGCUCUACCUGGCACAGCUCAGGGAGGCCUUUGGGGACCUGGCCCUUUUCUUCUAUGACCAGCAUGGCGGAAAGGUGAUCGGUGUCCUCUGGAAGCCCACCAGCUUCCAGCCCCAGCCCUUAAAGGCCUCCAACACAAAGGGGCGCAUGGUGGUGUCUCAAGGUGGGGAGCUGGUGAUGGUGCCCAAUGUAGAAGCCAUCCUGGAGGACUUUGCCAUCCUGGGCGAAGGCCUGGUCCAGGCUGUGGAGGCCCGAAGUGAGAGGUGGACCGUGUGACCUCCAGCCCAGGAGCAAGCUGUAGAUGGACAGCAGGACUGCAGACCUCUGGAGCAAGAUGUCAAUGCCGUGACCACCCUUGCUGCAUAUGGACCUUCCAAGGAGGGCUUGCUGGCCUGAGCAUGCUGAAUCAUUCCCAACAAAGCCCUGUCCCAAUUUUCUGUCUGAUGCCCCAGCGUUGGGGCAGGGGCCAUGGUGUCCUGUGGAGUCCCCUGGGCCUGACCAGAAGAGGACUGGGAGCCAGCUCAGAGGGGACACUGAAUGAACCCAGGAGAUCCAUCUACUUGUCCGCCUGGCCUGGGCCUUUUUUAUUUUUUCCUUCCCAGGCUGCUCCCAGAAGCCCGGAGAAGAGGCUUUGUGCCCAGGGCUGAGGCUCUGUCCCCACCCCUCUGCCAGGAUGUGUGCCUCGACCUCAGUAUGCCCUUUGGUGCAUUGUCAGGCCUUUUAAAUGGGCCUCAGAGAAGGUGUGGCACUGCCUGAGAGUCACAGAGCACCAGCACUGAGCAGUGGAGAGGGGGCUACGUGGGGUGAAUACACCGCAUUGAAGGGGCACAAUGCCCACCUGUGUUGGUUCCACUGCAUCCCAGGGUGGGGACAUGGAAAAGCACAGAGGACUGGAAGGGGCCGGGUGGGUGAAAGGGGUGAGGGGGACUGGUGGUCCCCCAUCCAGGAGAGAUGCAGAAAGCACUGAUUGCUGCCCUGGCCUCCGGUGUCUGAGCCCCUCAGGCUCUGUGCUCCUGCAGUGGUGGUGCAGAGGUGAGUGGGACCCAAGACCUGCUCUCCAGGACCUCCCAGUGCCCUGAGGGAGGGGGUGCUGCUUCCUUUCAGCCUGGUCCACACCCCCCUUCCAGCAGCCUCUCCCUAAUCCUGGCUGUUUUUCCAGACUCAGCUCUAACAGUGACUCCUCCUUAAACCGUUCCUCUCCCUCAGCCUAAGGUGCGCUUUGUCUCCUCUGAAACAUUAGAGCAAUUACUGCCUGUUCAUUUCUCUUUGCAGUCACGUACAGUGGCAUGAACUCUCUUGUUUUAAACUGUGAUUUAAAAUUAAAGCAUUUAAUUUCCUUA
Molecule: messenger RNA, 4809 nt
Organism: Mesoplodon densirostris (Blainville's beaked whale)
Lineage: Eukaryota; Metazoa; Chordata; Mammalia; Artiodactyla; Ziphiidae
Gene: NOL6
Product: nucleolar protein 6
Exons: 26
Coding region: 362-3745 (1127 amino acids)
Biological process (GO): tRNA export from nucleus; rRNA processing
Cellular component (GO): UTP-C complex; small-subunit processome; CURI complex
Source: RefSeq, a predicted model, not a curated record